AUGCGUAAUACUCUAUUUUCCUUGCUUCUGCACGAGCGUGGCGGUCCUGUCCGGCCGUGGACCGAAGGCACGACUUGGCCUGUUGUGACGCUCAGCAGCUCCUGGUUGGAAACGAGAAGGUUGAAGAGUGUCUCGCGCUUUGAGGCUGUUGGAAGGGCUGCUGUUUCCUUGGAGGGAAGUGAAAGGGAGGUAUCUGCCCGCCAUGGUGCUGGAUAUGAGGCAUUCCGCCAGGCAGCCUGUGGAAAAGAGGAGGACGGCAAGAAGAGAUGUGAGCCGAGGCAAGAGUUCUGCGCCCCCGUCAGGACGCCGCUGCCCAUCAGGCUGGUGGAGGCGAAGAAGGUGGGUAUCGCAAGCACUUCACAAACAUGCUUUCUUAGGAAGGUCAGGUUGGAGCUUGAAUUACCCCACACCAGGCAAGCCGCCUUUUUUUGGGGUGGCAGAGUUGGCAAAAGAUUCUUUCAGUGCCUGGCCCGAAGCCCCUUCCAGGGGUUGCUCUUUCUUGAGCUGCUGGUGGCCAGCAUCCCCUUCAUGGGGGGGCCUGAGCCGAGUGCCAGAUUAGACUCGUGGCGGGCCAGCCUCUUUAUGAGGUGGGGCCCACUUUGGAGAUUUCCAGGCACGCCAGGCCAGCUUCCCCUUCAUGGGGAGGCCGGAGCCGAGUGCCAGAUUAGACUCGUGGCAGGCCAGCCUCUUUAUGAGGUGGAGCCCAUGCUGAGGCGUUUUCCAGUCCCAUCACACCAGAUACCCCUUUAUCGAGAGGACUGA
Varanus komodoensis (Komodo dragon) is the source of this 762-nucleotide messenger RNA. RefSeq lists its product as uncharacterized. Lineage: Eukaryota; Metazoa; Chordata; Lepidosauria; Squamata; Varanidae. The coding region runs from base 1 to 762 and encodes 253 amino acids. The record is from RefSeq and is a predicted model, not a curated record. The transcript is spliced from 3 exons.